GGGGGAAAAAAACCCCCCCACCAGCACAGGACCGUGUCUGGGACUAUGAACCUUUGGCCGCUCAGACCCCGCACGAGGAGGCCGAGCCCAUGGUGAGGAGGAGGAAGCCGGUGGAGCAAGCCGAGGAGCGCCAGGAUGGGAUGACGGCGAGGUGUGUGGCUGAUGAGGGGCUGAAGCCAUUGUGCAAAAGGUCUGGGGAAGAGGAGAGCGCAGAGGGAGAUGGUGAGAGUGAAGGAGGUGGAGGAGGAGGUGGAGGUGGCGGAGGAGGAGGAGGCGGCGGCAGCAGCAGCUCUCAACACAACACAAAGAGAGAAGAUCCCUCAGCCACGGCUGUUGGCACCAGCCAGGAUCAACAUCAUUUCUUAAGAUCCAGCGUCAGGCCGCCCAGCAAGAGGUUACGGAAAGAUUCCACCACUUGCAACGGAUCCAAUGCCUCCCAAAACAAUAAAGGAAAAGGUCCUGAGGGAGGAGCUUCCACCUCUAGCUGCACAUCUGGCAUUGCCGUGGGCACAGCUGGAGGGAGCAGUAAAGGCACUGGCAAGAAUUUAUCUUCGAUCUCGGGAGAAAAGGAGGAAGGGAAUAAGAAGAAGGCUCGUAGGCAGUGGGAGUCCUGGAGUGCAGAGGACAAAAACUCCUUUUUUGAAGGGCUGUAUGAGCAUGGGAAGGAUUUUGAAGCCAUACAGAAUAACAUUGCUCUGAAGUAUAAGAAGAAAGGAAAACCGGCCAGUAUGGUGAAAAACAAGGAGCAGGUUCGGCAUUUCUACUAUCGCACGUGGCACAAAAUCUCCAAAUACAUCGACUUCAACAACGUGUUCUCCCGAGGGCUGAAGAAAUCCUCCCAGGAGCUUUACGGGCUAAUCUGUUAUGGGGAACUUCGCAAGAAAAUUGGCGGAUGCAUGGAUGACAAAAAUGCAGCUAAACUCAAUGAAUUGAUUCACGCUGGGGCGACCACAGUCCGAUACAAAGGCCGAAACCUACGGAUAAAGGCACCAAUGUGCCGAGCUUUAAAAAAACUCUGUGAUCCUGACGGUAUUAGUGAUGAAGAGGAUCAGAAACCCGUCCGGCUGCCGCUGAAAGUGCCUCUCGAGCUGCUGCCGCGCAGUAACUAUGCUUGGGCAAGAGUUCAGAGUUUGGCACAGAAUCCUCGACUCCGGAUGAUGGUGGAACUCCAUCGGAAGGUUUCCAGUCUCAUUGAAUUCCUCAAACAGAAGUGGGCUUUACAGGAGGUUAGAAUUCGUAAGGCAUUAGAGGAGCGUCUGCAUGACUGUGGAGAUGGUGAAUUAGGGGUUGUGAAGCCCGAGGCUGAACUGCACCUGUUUCCUGCAGAGAACUGUACUUUAAACACAUUGCCUGGAGUAGCCAAGGUGGUUCACUCAAAGGCCUGUUGCACAGUGCACUGGCAGGAGACUGGAAGGUGUAGACAGAGCAUAAAAGAUGCUCAUUUACUGCCACCAGUACAGAUCCUGGCUAGGGUCUCUGGCGCAAAAGACCCAAACGCUUCUGUCAGCCAGGCAGCACAGAGCACAGUGAAGGGGAACGUCAAACAGGCACGGGCCACCAGCAAAGUAGGGGGGUUGGAAUCGGGAAAACACGGACCAUCAACUGGAGAAGGAACACAAGGCACCGAGGAUCAGCAGAACCCCUCAUUGGAAGCUACUUCUGCUGAAGAGGCAGCUUUGCAGCAGGAGAGUCCCAAACGGGAAGAACUUUUAGAUGUGGGGCAACAGGAAGUGCGAGAGAAUGGAGACAACCCAUUGAAUUCUCCUAAAGCUAACUGUGAUGUCUGCACUGAGGAAUGCAAUGAUAAUGAAGCAGUGCUGCUGGAACCUUGGAUUCAGUCAGCGCUGCUGAGGAGCGUUUGUGGGGGCGUCGUGGACACGGAUGAAAUAUCCCUUUUGGACCCAUUUCCUCGUUAUAUGAAGUCUUGUCGGAACUUAGUGGUUCCGGAGAAGUGUUUAUGUAAGGAUAAAUCUGAAAAGGUCGUUGGUGGGUCAGAUGUGAAUGGAAUUGCCCUUGACCCCAGUACUGUGCAUUUGGGGAAUGUAGAAGGGAUGGACCUCAGCACUGAACCAUGUUUAACAUCAGGAUUACAGUUACCUGGUGACACCAUUUCAAAAACGUCCAUGUCUGCUCCCCUGGAUGAUGGUGACAAUACAUCUCUUUCUGCUGAGUGCUCUCAGGAGCAGACAAUAUCAUGUAGCCAGGAGGUGUCUGAGUUGGAUUGCCCUGGGAGACGGGACUCUCUUGCUGCGGCCUCUCAGGGGCAGUCUGCUAACGCUGUUUCGAAAGCAUCGAAAGAUGAUGCAGCCCACCUGGCCCAACCUGCACAAGAAGAGUGUUGGAACCUGAGAACAGCUGAGAAUCUGACGCUGGCAGAAGUGUUCCUCAUGUUGGGGAAACCCAGCAAACUGCAGAUGGAAUAUGACUGGGUGCAGAUCGAGCGGAAUGAGGCAGAGGAAAGUGAGCAGACUAGGAGUUCAGGCCUACACACUCAGAAGCUACUCAAGUGCUUAUUGCAAAUUAUCGCCACCGAAGUCAAUCCCAAACCCUGUCCAGACACCAGCUCUGUGGCAACCUCUCCUAUGAAGUUGAGCCACGAAGAUCAGACACACACUCCUCCGGGGAAGGUGAUCACUCUCGCACGCAGUCCUGGCUGUGUCAGAAAUGCUGCAGGAAUUCGAGCAAACAAAACAUUAUCUCCCACCACUGCUUCAGGACUGCGUAAUGUGCAGAAGAGCCUGGUGGUUUCAUGUUCAUCAGGUGCCACAGGAACCUCCAGCAAUGAUGCAGACACUGGCGUGUUUGCUGUUCCCACAAUUCUGCCUCCGAACAGUAGACACAAUAAGCUGUUCUCACCCAACAAAGACGCCGAAAUGAGUUUCAGGCAGCAGCUGGAUUCCUUCAGUAGACAGCCAGAUAUUUACCUACCCAAACAGAGGAAACUGCGGAAUAAUCGUCCACGCAAACCACUGGUGGUGCAGAGAACGCUGUUACCGCGACCAACCGGAAGUUCUUCCCCACACGUCUGUUCUUUUUCCAUCUUAUCCAAUUCUUCUGCUGCAGGCACAGGCUCGUUCCGUCCUCUCCAGUCGUCUCUUUCCAAAAGCUCUCUAGCUCGUCCUAUUGUUCCCAAAGCCAUUCCAGCAGCUACCAGCCAGUUCUCCAGUGCAAUUGACCUGGCAGCUAAAUCAGCAGGUAUAAUUCCAGGCAGCCCAGUGCGGGUCCUGGAGACCGAAGGAUCACCGGAGUUAACAUCCUUGUCAACAGAAGCAGUUUCCAUAGUGACAGCAAGCCACGAUCUGUCUUCUGUGGAGCAGAAUGGGAGUGGGACAGCACUGAGCUCUACCGGGAGAGAACUUGACAAAAAUAUCCUUCAGAAUGGUUUGUCCUCUCCAAUGGCUGAGGCCCCCAGCUCCCUCUUCACAUCUCCCCCGAACGUGUCUGCUCUCCUGGACAUCUCCUUGCCAGGACCCCCCGAUGACGUGCUGUCCCAGGGUGGGCCCCACAGCCAGAUCAGUGACUCCAUCAUAGAACUUGCUAUUAACUCCACUCAGUACAUCAGUGGUGACAGUGCGCCACUCUCUCCGACAAAGCUCAACGGUAGUGAUAGCUCGAAGAGUCUUCCGUCUCCUUCCACCAGUCCUCAGCGCAACUGGAUUGCCUCUCCCACCCAUGACCCCCAGUGGUAUCCCAAUGAUUCUGCUGACUCCUCCCUGGGCAGUCUGCUAUCGAGCCUGAUCUCUCCUGAGAAAGGCAGAAAGAUGCUCACCAACAGCAACAGUAACUCCCUGCUCGGAAACAGCCUCCUGGAUGGGAACUCCCGGGAUUCCUUUGUGUCCCGCUCACUGGUGGAUGUGUCUGAGGUCGACUCUCAGCUGGUGUGUAUGAUGAAUGAGAACAGUGUGGAUUACAUCGCCCGAUUUAAUGACCUUGCCCAGGAGCUCUCGGGGGCAGAGCCGUCCAGAAAGGAGAUACUUUUCGACAGCGGAACUCCGAUCGGUGAUCUCUCACAGUAAGGUUGUAACUGAGUGAGGGGCUGUUUAAAUAAGAGUCCUGUUUCUCAGCACCUUACCGGUCGAGCAGCCAUCGCAGGCACUGACUACUGGGGAAAACAUUUGUGAAUGACACCGAGAGAGUUUUAAAAUGUGCAAUACACUGAUCAAGCUUCCCAGGAAUCAGUAUUAGACAGAUGAUGAGAGUGAGCUGGCAUCAGUGGCACUGCGUCAACUACAACACAGAAGUCAAGCUGGUCCCGAGGUUUGGACUGAACACUAGGCUACAAUUCUCUCCCUGAUUUUCAACCGGAAUCACUAUCGCAGCGUGCACUUGGAAUGGCCACUGCUGGUUGUGUGUGAAUGUAGGGUUCUCAAACCAAUCUGGAACUCUUGGGGUUUGUAUUGAGUGUUCCCCAGAUUGAUUGUGUUUAGAGAGAAUUGUACACAUUUUUUAUUGAUAACACACCGACUCUUGUACUUCAGAAUGAACGGGAGCUGCCGGCCUGUGAUACCGAGUGCUGAACUGCCGUUUGAAAGAGUAGACAGAUAAGCAAAUUGUAUUAAUUUAGAAAAUAGCACCAUGUUUCCAAUGUUUCAGCACUUUUUCAGGCUGUGUUUGGUGUCAAAAAGCACAGAGGUGAUUUUUAGUAUUACAGAAAAAUGUUAAUAAGACAGCAAUCCAUAAGCAGGAGGCUUGCUCCAGCCUUGUUACCCAUAUUCCAUCAUACUCUCUGUAACUUUUAUAUUCGUUUUAAUAUAAGGCCAUGCUUUUAUUUGUCCGUCCUUUGCUGUGGUUUGCUACAGCUAGGCCCAAAUGAUCUGGAGUGGAAAUUAUGGCUGGGUGUGUUGUGUCUACUAGGUUUGCACAAGCUCUUAAUUUCUGCGUCAAUGAAAUAGGAAGGCUUUAUUUCUUUUUUUAGAAAGAAUGUGAUUUCUUUUUCUUUCUCAGUGAGGGUAUAGAUUUCUCUGUGAGUUCAGGCGUCACUUUCGGAAAGUUCCGAAUGCAGAGUGAUUGGUUUGUCAGAAUCCAAACCUUCAGUGUUCUAAGGUGAAGCAGUGUUGAAUGGAACGCUAUGACAGACCAUCGCUUCACCUUCAGCAGAUUGCAGGUCUCACUUCACACUGAGAGCCAUUGAGAGCUACAAAGGGGUGUGUGUGCUUAGUGCAGAGAAGAAAAACAGGGCAAACAAAUUUAACUCUUGCAAAUCUCUGCUGUCAAAACGGACUUGCAAAUCCAUGAGCUAGACCAGCCCUGAUACUUGUCCCAUUGGGAAUCAUUGAUUAAAGAUUAGUUCAGAGUAGUUAAGUGCAUUGACCAACUGUAUGACCGCCUCAACAGGUUUCCUCCGACAACACUUAGCCCUGUUAGACUUUAUAGUAAUAAACUUUGCAUUUGCUUUAACUUUGAGAUGAUGACUCAAAAGCGCUUCACUGGGAAUUAUUGUCAAGCGUA
This is a messenger RNA of Callorhinchus milii (elephant shark), 5448 nucleotides long. It is a transcript of the gene cramp1, whose product is annotated as cramped chromatin regulator homolog 1. The record is from RefSeq and is a predicted model, not a curated record. NCBI's taxonomy places the organism in Eukaryota, Metazoa, Chordata, Chondrichthyes, Chimaeriformes, Callorhinchidae. Gene Ontology annotation, molecular function: chromatin binding. Gene Ontology annotation, cellular component: nucleus. Gene Ontology annotation, biological process: pattern specification process.